This is a messenger RNA of Mercenaria mercenaria, 2563 nucleotides long. RefSeq lists its product as uncharacterized. The record is from RefSeq and is a predicted model, not a curated record. NCBI's taxonomy places the organism in Eukaryota, Metazoa, Mollusca, Bivalvia, Venerida, Veneridae. The transcript has 2 exons. Bases 242 to 622 code for a protein of 126 amino acids.
AAUUGUGUAAAAAUGGCAACUUCUAGCAAAAGAGGUCGCAGAAAAACCGUUGUGGCUGAACAAAAAAACAAAAUCGAGGGAUAUUUUACUGCUAAACACAGAAAGCUAUCUGUAUUAGACGAUAUAAUUUCACCUAUGCUUGAGGAGAUCUUACAUGAGAGUGAAUGUUUCGGCGAACAUAUAGUUCGGGACAUUGUCGACGAGUUGGUUACUGACUGCAUAAAAAUUGAAAAAAAGCACGAUGGGACGAAAGUCACACAAAAAAACACUGAAUGACUGGUGCAGAAAAUAUCCUUGGUUAAAGGUUUUGGAAGGUGAUGAUGGUACACCAAUGAAACUGAAGUGUGAAUCAUGUUGCUCAAUGAAGACCAAAUUGAAGCUGACGAGUGUCUGGGCUUUUGAUGGCACACCUAGUAUACAGAUGUCAAGUAUAACUAGACAUAAUGACAGUGCUGAACAUAAAAAUGUUUGUCUUAACCUGGAAAAGGAGAACAUAACUGAAAUGGUAUCUAAUGAUGAAAGUGAAGAUGAAGUUGUUAUUAACCAAGAAGACAGAAUUGUGUUUAAUACAGUAUAUUUUGCUGCCAAGUCUGAACUUUCAUACUUUCAUCUGAAACUGUAAAUGGUUUGUUAGAGUUAGAGAAAAUUAAUGGCAUUGAUGUUAAAUACACACAUCUAAGCUGGGAUACUGUAACUGACAUGCAGGAAAGCAUAUCCCGUACCUUAACCAGUAAGUUAGUGAAUGAAAUAAAAGAAUCUAAUGUAUUUGCAUUGAUGUUGGAUGAGAGUACAGAUGUGACUGUUGAAAAGCGACUUAGUGUUUGUGUUAGGUAUAUAAAAGCAGGACUGCCUCAGACUCACAUGUUAUGUAAUGUACCACUUGAUGAUGGUUGUGCUCAUACUGUAGUCAAUGCUGUUGUGUAUGAAUGUGAUAAACUUGGUCUUGACUUAUCAAAGUGUACUUCCUUGGCAGCAGAUGGUGCAGCUGUAAUGGUUGGCAAAAAAAUGGGAGUUGGUGUACAGAUGCAAAGUAAAUAUAGCCCAUAUAUCAUUCAGACACACUGUCUAGCACACAGGCUGAAUUUGGCAUGCACAGAUUCGAUGAAAAAAAAUGAGUAUCUUAAAAAAUUUAGAGAUAAGUUUAAUGCUUUAUAUCACUUUAUAAGUGCCUCAAGUGUUAGAACACUCACACUUAAAAAAAUUCAGAAUUUAUUGGAGGAGCCAGAUAUUUCAAUUAAAGAGCCUUAAUCAAUCAGAUGGCUUGGGUUAAGAAAUGCUGUUUCUGCUGUAUAUGAAUCUUAUGGGUCUGUCCUUGCUACAUUGUCAAAAUUUGCUGCAGACAAAAAUCCAGUAGCAAAGGGUUUAUACAAGCAUUUUUGUUCAUAUAAAGUUGCAUUACUCAUUGCUUUUGUGCUUGAUGUUCACAAUGAAUUAGCUGUUCUAAGUAGUACACUGCAAAAGAAAAACCUGUUGUUUAGUGAGGUUGUACCAUUAAUUGAAGGAACAUUAGCUAAACUUGGGACAUUAGAAACAGAAGAUGGAACAUGUUUAACAGAAAUGAAGGCAGAAAUACAAGAGAAGGAUGAUGGUGUUUUCUUCGGUGAAGAAAAGCUAACUUCCCAUGCUAACAUGAAAAGUGAGUUUGAAAACAUCAGAAAAGAUUAUGUAAAAAACAUCAGGAAAAAAAUGAAGGAAAGGCUGAAAAUGAGAGACGGUGAGAUAUUAGAUGAUUUUAGCAAAGUGUUUGAGCCAGCCAUUGUCAAUAUGAGUAGUCAAGAUGAAUGCAAUCAGGCAGUUGAACAUUUAGCUUCUUUUUAUGGCUAUGAGAAAAAUGUAAAGCUUGUCAGUGGAAAUUUACUAGAAGGUCCUGAAGAAGAAGUUAAAGUUGUUCAGCCCUUACUGGAUCCUGAUAAGAUAAAAGAUGAAUGGAUAAGGUUGCAGGGUAUGAUGAGAGGAACAUAUGCAAACCAGAACACUAUGAAAAUAUGUAAAAGAGUAAUGCUUGUCCACCAUGAUAUCAUGCCUAAUUGUGCAAAACUGGCAGAAAUAGCUAUGUGUUUUCAAUUAACAAGUGUUGAAUGUGAGCGCAGUUUCAGCACACAGAACAGGUUAAAAAAUAAACUAAGAGCAUCUCUUAAAUCUGAGAAGCUGAAUUCUUUAAUGCUAAUCUGUAUGUUGGGACCUCCAAUAUCUAUAUUUGAUGCAAAGCCAGCUAUUACUCACUGGAUGAAAAGGAAAAAAAGAAGGAAGGGCAGACUAUUCACUGAAUACAAACCAAGAGUGAAAAAACAAAAACUGUCUUAAAAAUCAUUGAACAUUACUGUGUGUAGCAGCAGUCCAAAUUUAUGGCUGCAGUAUGACUUAGUAAAAAACCAUUGUGUCUAAAUUUUACUCUCUUAAAUUUGCUGGAACAUUACAAAAUUUAGAACAGUACAGUGUUAUGAUUGCAAGAUGCUGAUUAUCACUUUUAUUUUUUUAAAGGUAGUAGUCAAUGAUACUGUUUUACAUAUAAUCACAUUUCAUGCCAAUUUUAAAUACAUUUUUGUAUUAAACAUUAAAGUUC